Molecule: messenger RNA, 4938 nt
Organism: Epinephelus fuscoguttatus (brown-marbled grouper)
Lineage: Eukaryota; Metazoa; Chordata; Actinopteri; Perciformes; Serranidae
Gene: c1qtnf4
Product: C1q and TNF related 4
Exons: 3
Coding region: 295-1491 (398 amino acids)
Molecular function (GO): protein binding
Source: RefSeq, a predicted model, not a curated record
GGUUGUCUUAUGCAGCUUCAAAGACAGCAGCAGGUUGAGGGAAGACAUCCAGGAGGGAGAAAGAGGCAGAUGGAGAAAAAAAAACAGCGAGUGACGGGAAAAAAGAGCAAGGAGGGCGCGUGAGGAGGGUGGGAGAGAGCAGACUGAGAGAGAGGGGAGGUGGGAGUAGAGAGAGAGAGGAGAGAGAGAAUAAAGACGGAAGGGAGGUUUAUCCAACCGCGCUGGAGAGACAGAAGUUUCCGCUCUGUGCUUCACAUACAAGGAGAGAAGAUACCUAACAUACAUACAGAUACAAUGCUGCUCCCACUGAGUGUCCUGAUUGGCCUGCUGUGCUUGAGUCAUGCCGGGGGUGCGUGGGGAUUUGCCCAUCUGCUGGAUGAUGUGGAGCUACGCUCUGCCUUCUCAGUUGCACGCACCAACAGCAUGGAGGGCGGGCCCAAGAUGACCGUAACCUUUGAUACUGUUUAUGUCAACAUUGGCGGGGAUUUUGACCCCAAGGCUGGGUUUUUCCGCUGUCGUAUCACUGGGGCCUACUACUUCUCCUUCACAGUGGGGAAAUUUCCACACAAAGACCUGUCAGUGAUGCUGAUGAAGAACAGAAACGAGGUGCAGGCCAUCGUGUACGAGGAAAACUCCGGAGAGGAGAGGAAGGUGCAGAGCCAGAGCGUCAUGUUGCAGCUGGAGUUUGGUGACACUGUCUGGCUCCGUCUCCAUGGUGACCCACGCUAUGCACUCUACAGCAAUACUGGACACUACACCACCUUCAAUGGUUACCUCGUAUACCCUGACACCUAUGGCUUCCAGACACACCAUCACCAACACCAUACUGCCUUCAACUCCCAGCAUCACCAGCAAGACAACACCCCCCUGGUGAAUAGCAACCAGGCCACAGAGCGAGUCAGGUCUGGAACAAGAGACACAGCAGUAGUGGAGCAGGAGAAGGAGCUUCAACAUAGGGAGGAAGAAGAGGAGGAGGAGGAGGAGGAGGAGGAGGAGGAGGAGGAUGAUGAAGAGGAUGAGCAGAGAUCUGCCUUCUCGGUGGGGCGCACCCAGAGCAUUGUGGGAGUCAACCAAGUGGGCAUGCCUCAGCACCAGCCAGUUAGCUUCGACACGGCUUUUGUCAACAUUGGAGAAGACUUUAACGUGACGGAGGGGGUGUUCACCUGCCGAGUUGCUGGAGCAUACUACUUCUCCUUUAAUGUGGGCAAGCUGCCACAGAAGACACUGUCCGUCAAGCUGAUGAAGAACCAUCUGGAGGUGCAAGCUAUGAUCUAUGACGACAGCCAGGGGGAGAAAGCUCUGCAGAGUCAGAGCUUGAUGUUGUUGCUGAAACCAGGAGACACCGUGUGGCUCUACUCCCACCAGAGAGAUGGCUUUGGGGCCUACAGCAACCAUGCCAAGUACAUCACUUUCACUGGCUUCCUGGUUUAUCCAGACAUCCCCAGCACCACUGCCGCCACCAGCCAAUCAUAUGCAGACAAGAAACCCUAGCUGUAGCACAUGGGCUAGGGACCGAACAUUGUGGGAGGAAUUCAUGCUAAGUGGAAGAGUCUCUGAGUCCACAAGAGUGGAGAAUACUUGUGGUUGUAUUUGAAGCUUCUUCUUCAUAUGAAUUCCUUCACAAAGUCACAGAGACCUUGGACUAAUUGCAGAGCUUAAAUGAGAAUCUCUUCAAUUUCCAGCAAUGGCUUCCUGGGAUAUGACUUCAUCACACACAAAUGUGGAACCUUCAAUGACAGUAAUGUGAACUGUAAUUGGAUAUUUCACUCUGUAAUGAAAAUGCAGUCAUUACCUGCUCACCUCUGUGUCAGCUGAGGACUUAGAUAUCAUACCUCUCUGUGACUGAAAUUCAUGGUUCUCAAAAACACUAUCCUGUGUCCACUGUUAGUACUCCAUGAUUGAAGUAUUUUAUAAUCAAUGAUUAACAGUGGGCGGCAUGGUGGUGUGGUGGUUAGCACUGUUGCCUCACAGCAAGAGGGUUCCCGGUUUGAUCCCGGGUGAGGGAGCCCUUCUGUGCGGAGUUUGCAUGUUCUCCCCGUGUCAGCGUGGGUUCUCUCCGGGCACUCCGGCUUCCUCCCACAGUCCAAAGACAUGCAGAUUGGGGAUUAGGUUAAUUGAUAACUCUAAAUUGUCCGUAGGUGUGAAUGUGUGCAUGAAUGGUUGUCUGUCUGUAUGUGUCAGCCCUGCGAUAGUCCGACCUGUCCAGGGUGUACCCUGCCUCUCGCCCGAUGUCAGCCUGGGAUAGGCUCCAGCCCCCCCGCGACCCUCAAGAGGAUGAAGCAGUUAGAAGAUGAAUGAAUGAAUAACAGUGGUUGACAAGGUCCACACAUCCAGUUGGUUCCAGCAAAUUAAAAAUAAAAUGGCAGUUCAGUCUGAUUAUUAGGCUCAAACAAAAUGAUGAUUAAAUAAAUGUGAUGUAUACUGUAUUCUCUUUUUUAAACAUUAAGCCUGGCUCAUUACCUGCGACAGUCAGUGAGUAAUCCUACAUUCUGUGCUACAGUGCUACUACAGACAUGAAGGUGAGGAGGUAAUCACAGAAAUCUCAUUUUGAAGUGAAAUGUUCCUGUAAGUGCAUUUGUUAUCCUCCUUGUCAAAGACUUGGUGUUUCUGGUUGUGUGUACAAAGUUAUUUUACUUUCUUUAUGUCUUUAGAGGCAUGUGAAACUGAUAUGAGCAGUGUGUUUUGUGUCAAAAUGAGUCUCUCUUUUCUUCAUUUUGGAGUGUUUCUCACUCUGAUACUCGGCCACAGUGGGAGCAGAGGACGACAGGACCACACUGACAUAAUUAUGGGAAAACUCAUACUACAUAUCCAUCCCAUACCGACUGUUGACCACAUGCCACCUCUUGGCCUGCGGGGAUCUGGACCAUAAUUUGAUUUCUAAUUCUAGCAGCAGUUUAAUUCAUUUCUUCAGAUGGCGACCACUGUGGGGAAAAUUGAAUAGCUUCUCCCAGGCUUCUGUAAUAUGCAUGUCUGUUUAAUUUCAAGCUGCCCGGAGAGAGAUGAUGCUGUUCAAAUUGUAAUGAACCCUGACUUUAUGAAAUCACCUUCUCUGUUGGAGAAGCAACAUGUGAAGUGAUACUUCACUGUGAUUGAACAUUUACAUGUUUUUGUUUCAGUUAAGUGGAGGUGAAUCUCUGAGAAGUUCUGAUAUAAAGAGAAUGUCCUCCUCCACAAUAUGACCACGUAGGUUGUUUGGACAACAAUAUUUACAUUUACUGUUAGGUGGCAAACUCUAGUGUGACGGGCCAAAAGGAGGAAGUCAAGCAGUGUAGUAUAAAGAGCUACAAAGUCUGUGUAGGUAGGAUGUCAGGUUAGACAGGUCAAACAAACACAGGACUUUGACCCAGGAGAUUGCUGUUUGUGUCAUGUGUGAAACCAAAAGUCAGCAGUGUCCAGUGGUGUAAUGGUGGUUGAUGAGGCGGGUGUAUUGCUAGGUAGAUGGGUAGGUGACUGAGGAGAAUGUGGGUAUACUCCCCUAUAUAUUCCAAUAGCUUUUUGGCUGAUAGGUGAUAACUGAAAAUGGCCAGAAACAAAGAAUACCUAUGUAUACCCUACACCACACCACUGAUGUUGUCUUAUUUGAACUACGUAACAUCACGUGACAUAUAUACGUAAACAAACGCUUAUUUUAAUCCAAACUAUGAUCUGUCUUCUAAACUAUCUAUUCUAAACUAUAAACUAUGGUCUAAGCCAGGGGUUGGCAACCUUUGGCUUCAAAGGCUGUGGCUCUUAAGCUCCUCUCCAGUGGCUCCCCGUGGCUUUGACAGAAAAUUAUAUGGAAAACAUUAACAUUUUAAUUUAGAUUUAUUGUUGUAGGAUGACAGUGAUUCUUACAUUCUUCAGUUGUAAAAAUGUGUAGUUUAUGCACCAAUGUAAAAAAAAAAAAAAAAAAGAAUGUUUUAACAUAUUGUCAACUAAAAUAUGUGUCGUACAUUUGUGGCUUGGCGCCUUUUCCUCUAAAAACAUCACUAGCGAUGGCUAAAGUAGUAAAUCUUUCUAGCUAGGCUAGCUGUGGAUUCCAAAUCCAAAAAAGAAGAAGUCUCAGGGAAAAAUAGAGAAUUUAAUAGUGCAUGGACAAAUUUGUUUGCUUUCAUCUGCAACGCUGCAUAAUGGAAGUUCCAAAUAAUAAUAAAAAAAAAAAGCCCACUGCAGAAUAGCCACCUUGUGUUAAAACAUAUUAAUGAAUGCUCUUUUUUUUCUUAUAUACUUUAUUAAUCCCCCUGUGGGGAAAUUACAUUUUUUCACUCUGUUGUCAUUAACACACAGGUCUGAAACACACUCACACACGCACAAACAGGACCUAUACAUGCACAAAGUGGAGAGAUGUCAGAGUGAGGGGGCUGCCAUGGACAGGCGCCCCGAGCGGUUCGGGGAGGGGGGGGGGUGGGGGUGGGGGUUGUGUCUUGCUCAAGGGCACCUCUCCAGCCACCAGUCCACACUCCAUAUUUGGUCCGGACAGGGACUUGAACAGGUGACCCUCCGGUUCCCAACCCAAGUCCCCAUGGACUGAGCUACUGGCACCCAGUUUUUCAUUUAGCUCUAUUAGUCAUUUUGAUAGGCUAAAUUUGACUUAAAAGGCAGUGUUACCUUUAUUAUCAAUCAAUCAGUUUUAUUUAUAAAGCCCAAUAUCACAAAUAAGGAAAAACUUACCCAAAAAACCCUUAAAUGGGGGAAAAAACGGUACAAACCUCAGGAAGAGCAACUGAGGAGGGAUUUCUCUCCCAGGACGGACAGACGUGCAAUAGAUGUGCAAUAGAUGUCGUACAGAACAGAUCAACAUAAUAAAUUAACAGUGAUUCGUAUAUGAGGUUCAAAUAUGUUUUGCAGCUCCAGGCAGAUUUUUUGUUCUUUCUUUUUUGGCUGAAAAUGGCUCCUUUGAUAGUAAAGGUUGCUGACCCCUGGACUAAACAUACCAGUGUACUGCAGGUAGGUCAGUUU